This is a messenger RNA of Heterocephalus glaber (naked mole-rat), 12912 nucleotides long. The record is from RefSeq and is a predicted model, not a curated record. NCBI's taxonomy places the organism in Eukaryota, Metazoa, Chordata, Mammalia, Rodentia, Bathyergidae.
GCCGUAGCCGCUGCGCCGCCGCUUCCUGCGCCGCGGACCCGGAUGCGCCGAGCGGCUGAGGCGCGCUCGAGCCUCCCGCCGUCUCGACGCGGCAGAGCGCGGCCCUGAGGCCCCGGAGAAUAUUACGUGAAAUAGUGAAGGGAGGUGAUAAUGCACCAUGGCAGCGGUCCUCAGAAUGUCCAGCACCCGCUGCAGCGGUCCAGGUCCUUUACCGGCAGUGAAGAGGAGCAGCCGGCUCAGCCAAACCUGUCCCCAUCCCCCGCAGCACCCUUUGCUCCGUCUGCCAGCCCCUCCGCACCGCAGUCCCCCAGUUACCAGAUACAGCAGCUGAUGAGCAGAAGUCCCGUGACUGGACAGAAUGUGAACAUCACCCUGCAGAGCGUUGGCCCUGUCGUGGGAGGAAACCAGCAGAUCACACUGGCCCCGCUGCCGCUGCCCAGCCCUACCUCACCAGGCUUCCAGUUCAGUGCGCAGCAGAGGCGCUUUGAGCAUGGCUCCCCAUCAUACAUCCAAGUUACCUCCCCGCUGUCUCAGCAGGUCCAGACGCAGAGCCCCACACAGCCCAGCCCAGGAGCGGGGCAGGCCCUGCAGAGUGUGCGUGCUGGGGCCCCGGGCCCAGGGCUGGGUAUUUGCAGCAGCAGCCCCACUGGAGGCUUUGUGGAUGCCAGUGUGCUUGUGAGGCAGAUCAGCUUGAGUCCAUCCAGCAGCGGGCACUUUGUGUUUCAGGAGGCACCAGGCCUUGCCCCGAUGGCUCAGGGAGCCCAGGUUCAGCUCCAGCAUGCAGGGACUCCCAUUGUGGCCCGAGAACGGAGACUGUCCCAACCGCAUGCGCAGUCAGGAGGCACUAUUCACCAUCUGGGGCCCCAGAGCCCUGUGGCUGCAGGUGGGACUGGCCUGCAGCCCCUGGCCACCCCAGGCCAUAUCACCACAGCAAGCCUGCCGCCCCAGAUCAGCAGCAUCAUCCAGGGCCAGUUGAUCCAGCAGCAACAGCAGGCACUGCAGGGCCAGCCACUGAGCAGACCUCUUGGAUUCGAGAGGGCUCCCGGCGUGCUACUCCCUGGGGUUGGGGGACCCUCACCAUUUGGGAUGACAUCCCCUCCACCACCCACCAGCCCGUCCAGAACUACCAUGCCCCUGGGCCUUUCCAGCCUACCCCUCACGUCUGUGGGCAGCUUAGGGGUGAAGAAGGUACCCAAGAAGCUGGAGGAGAUCCCCCCAGCCUCCCAGGAGAUGGCGCAGAUGCGGAAGCAGUGCCUGGACUACCACUACAAGGAGAUGGAGGUGCUCAGGGAGGCCUUCAAGGAGUAUCUUAUUGAACUGUUUUUCUUGCAACAUCUUCAGGGGAACAUGAUGGAUUUCCUAGCCUUUAAGAAGAAGCAUUAUGCCCCGUUACAAGCGUAUCUUAGGCAGAAUGAUUUGGACAUUGAAGAGGAAGAUGAAGAGGAGGAAGAAGAGGAAGAAAAAUCUGAGGUUAUUAAUGAUGAGGUAAAGGUUGUGACAGGCAAGGAUGGGCAGACUGGGACUCCUGUUGCUAUAGCAACCCAGCUUCCGCCAAAUGUUUCUGCUGCUUUUUCAUCCCAGCAGCAACCAUUUCAGCAGCAGGCCCUGGUGGGGAGCCUGGUGGCGGGGCCUGGCACUGCAGCAGAGGCGGACCCCUUCCGGAGGCAACCAGCGAUGCCACCUGCAGAGCAGUCUAAGCGACCUCGCCUUGAAGUGGGUCAUCCAGGGGUAGUUUUCCAGCAUCCAGGGGUGAACACAGGCGUCCCUCUGCAGCAGUUAAUGCCGACAGUCCAAGGAGGGAUGCCACCCACCCCCCAAGCCGCUCAGCUCUCUGGACAGAAGCAGAGCCAGCAGCAGUAUGACCCCUCCACAGGACCCCCUGUGCAGAACGCUGCCAGCCUGCACACUCCACCGCCGCAGCUGCCCGCCAGGCUACCCCCAGCCAGCGUGCCCACUGUAGCCCUCCCUUCCUCGAUGCAGUUCUCGCAGCAGCCUCAGGUGGGCGAGGCCCAGGCCCAGCUCCAGAUCCCGGGGAAGACUCAGCAGCCACACAUCCCUGUUCCUGCCGCCCCUCCCAGUCAGCUCCCCACCCCUUCUGCCCAGCCUGCACAGCCAGCCCUCCAUACCCCGGUGGCCGGGAAGGCACAGCUGCAGGUCUCUCAGCUUCCGGUCCAGCCCCAGACUGUGGCGUCGGCCAGGCCCCCACUGGACCCUGCCCAGCCCUGCCAGCGGCCCCUGCCCACCCCAUCUUCUUCCUCGUCCCUUGCACCUGUGAGUGGUGCAGGCCCGGGACCCUUGCCUGCACGGUCCUCGCCAGUGAGCAGACCCUCCGCAAGCAGCAAGGCGUUGUCUCCUGUCACUUCCCGGUCUCCUGGGGCAGCGGUGCCGGGCCCCCCCAAACCACAGAGCCCUGCACAGAAUGUUACCACAUCCCAGGACACCCCUCAGGAGAAGCUGGCAGAGCAGAUAGCCCUGGAAAACCAGAUCCACCAGCGGAUAGCAGAUUUGCGAAAGGAAGGCUUAUGGUCUUUGAGGCGGCUGCCUAAGCUGCAGGAGGCCCCCCGCCCCAAGUCCCACUGGGACUACCUUCUGGAGGAGAUGCAGUGGAUGGCCACAGACUUUGCCCAGGAGCGAAGGUGGAAGUUGGCUGCUGCUAAGAAGCUCGUCAGAACUGUGGCACGCCAGCAUGCAGAGAAGCAGCUUCGAGAGGAAAGGGGGAAGAGAGAGGAGCAGAACAGACUGCGGCGCAUUGCUGCCUCCGCUGCCCGAGAGAUUGAGCACUUCUGGUCAAACCUCGAGCAGGUUGUGGAAAUAAAACUACAAGUAGAAUUAGAAGAAAAAAGGAAAAAGGCCUUAAAUUUACAGAAAGUUUCUAGGAGAGGAAGAGAGUCUCGAUCUAAGGGAUUUGAUGCACUGUCAGAACACUUCUUGGAUUCAGGACUCUCUGGAAGAAAGAGAAAAGCUAGCACAUGUCUGACGGAUGAUGAAGUGGAAGAUGAAGAGGAGACCAUUGAAGAGGAGGAGGCGCACGAAGGGAUUGUAGACCACCACACAGAGCUCUCUAAUCUGGCCAAAGAAGCUGAGCUGCCCCUCAUGGAUCUGGUGAAGCUGUACGAAGGUGCGUUUCUGCCAGGCUUUCAGUGGACCCCACCUGAGCCUGUCAAGGACGAGUCGAGUGGAGAGGAGGAUGUGGAGGACUGCCUUGGGGACAGGGAGACCCGCAGGGACCUGGUCCUCAUAGAUUCGCUGUUCAUCAUGGACCAGUUCAAAGCUGCAGAGAGGAUGAGUGUCGGCAAACCCAACACAAAGGACAUCGCAGAGGUCACUGCUGUGGCCGAAGCCAUCCUGCCCAAGGGCAGCUCCCGGGUCACAACCGCGGUGAAGUUCAGCACUCCCUCUUUGCUGUACGGCGCCCUCCGAGACUACCAGAAGAUCGGCCUGGACUGGCUGGCCAAGCUCUACAGAAAGAACCUCAAUGGCAUCCUGGCCGACGAGGCUGGGCUUGGCAAAACUGUGCAGAUCAUUGCUUUCUUUGCCCACCUCGCCUGUAAUGAAGGUAAUUGGGGUCCGCACCUUGUUGUCGUGAGGAGUUGUAACAUACUCAAGUGGGAACUUGAGUUGAAACGGUGGUGUCCCGGGCUCAAAACCCUUGCCUAUGUCGGCAGCCACAGAGAACUCAAAGCAAAGAGACAGGACUGGACCGAGCCCAACAGCUUCCACAUCUGUGUCACAUCCUACAAGCACUUCUUCAGAGGCUAUGCUGCCUUCUCCCGUGUGCGCUGGAGGUGCCUCAUCGUCGAUGAGAUGCAGCGCGUGAAGGGCAUGGCAGAGCGGCACUGGGAAGCAGUGUUCAGCCUGCAGAGCCAGCAGCGCCUGCUUUUGCUCGACAUGCCACUGCACAACACCUUCCUGGAGCUGUGGACCAUGGUGCACUUCCUCAUUCCCGGCAUCUCACGGCCCUACCUGAGCUUCCCACUGAAGGCGCCCAGUGACGAAAACCAGGAUUACUACCACAAGGUGGUCAUCAGGCUGCACAGGGUGACACAGCCAUUUAUUCUGAGGAGGACAAAGAGAGAUGUGGAGAAGCAGCUGACAAAGAAGUACGAGCAUGUGUUGAAGUGCCGCCUCUCUAGCCGGCAGAAGGCCUUGUACGAGGAUGUCAUCCUGCAGCCUGGGACUCAGGAGGCUUUGAAGAGUGGGCACUUCAUCAAUGUGCUGAGCAUCCUGAUGAGGCUACAGCGCAUCUGCAACCACCCCGGGCUCAUCGAGCCACGGUGCCCUGACUCCUCCUACGUAGCAGCAGCUCUGCAGUACUGGUCAGCCUCGCUGAUCCUGAAGGUGCUAGAGAGAGACCCAUGGAAGGAAACCGAUCUUUCUAUAUUUGAUAUCAUUGGAUUAGAAAAUAAAAUCACUCGCUAUGAGGCAGAACUGCUAUCUAAGAAAAAGGUGACCCGGAAACUUAUGGAGGAGAUCUUCGCCUCACCACCUCUGGCAGCCCGGCCGGUGGCAGUGAAGCUGAAGGCCAGUAGGUUGUUUCAGCCUGUGCAGUAUGGUCAGAAGCCUGAGGGUCGCACUGUGGCAUUCCCCAGCACACAUCCGCCCCGGACAGUGACUGCUAAUGCAUCUGCAGCUGCCCCACAAGGCCCAGUUCGAGGACGCCCACCAAUUGCCACAUUCUCGGCAAACCCAGACACGAAAGCGGCAGCAGCCCCGUUUCAGACCUCUCAGGCUUCCACCAGUGCUCCUCGACACCAGCCCGCCUCGACCUCCAGCACAGCCACAGGCCCAGCCCACCCUGCGCGACUGAGGGCGCAGACCACUGCCCAGGCCUUGGGUGCAGGCCUGCCCCCGCCCCUGCCCCAGGCGCCCUCGCUGGCGGCUGGGCAGAGCGCGCCGCCCCAGCGGCUGGUGCUCACCUCGCAGGCCCAGGCCCGCCUGCCCAGUGGAGAGGUGGUGAAGAUAGCACAGCUGGCAUCCAUUGCGGGGCCUCAGAGCCGGGUUGCUCAACCAGAGACACCUGUGACUCUCCAGUUCCAGGGGAACAAGUUCACCUUGUCACACAGCCAGCUACGGCAGCUCACAGCAGGCCAGCCCCUGCAGCUGCAAGGCAGUGUCCUCCAGAUUGUAUCUGCCCCCGGGCAGCCCUACCUGCGCGCGCCUGGCCCUGUGGUGAUGCAGACCGUGUCGCAGGCGGGCGCUGUGCACGGUGCCCUGGGAAGCAAGCCCCCGGCCAGCGGCCCCACCCCUGCACCCCUGACCCCACAAGUUGGUGUUCCCGGGCGAGUGGCAGUUAACACCAUGGCUGUCGGAGAGUCUGGACUGGCCUCCAAGCCGGCCUCUCCCGUUGGAGGGCCAACGCAGGAGGAAAAGACCAGACUUUUGAAAGAGCGGCUGGAUCAGAUUCAUUUUGUCAAUGAGCGGCGCUGUUCCCAGGCUCCAGUGUAUGGCAGAGACUUGCUGAGGAUAUGUUCCCUGCCUAGCAGGGGGAAGAUGCCGUGGCUCCUGUCUCUCAAUGGCAGCGUUGGGAAGGGUGCAGGGUCAGCAAGCUCCUGCUUGUCACCCUGGAAAAGUAAAGGGGAUCUGGUUUUGACCUUGAAUCAGCACCAGGAAUCCCUCCAGGAUGUUCUUGACAGGGUGGCCUGUGUGAUUCCUCCAGUGGUGGCUGCACCCCCCUCUCUGUGGGUGGCCAGGCCACCCGCCCAGUACCGCCACAGGCUGCGGGCCCUGCAACAGCGCCUACGAGAGCACACUGCUCCCUACCUGCGGCAGCUGCGGCAGCUGACCACGCUGCGCUUGCUGCAGUUCCCUGAGCUGAGGCUGGUGCAGUUCGACUCAGGAAAGUUAGAAGCGCUGGCUAUCCUGCUUCAGAAGCUGAAGUCUGAAGGACGUCGUGUGCUGAUUUUGUCCCAGAUGGUGCUUAUGUUAGACAUUUUAGAAAUGUUCUUGAAUUUUCAUUAUCUCACCUAUAUAAGAAUUGAUGAAAACGCCAACAGCGAACAACGGCAGGAGCUGAUGAGGAGUUUCAACAGGGACAGGCGAAUUUUCUGUGCUCUCCUCUCCACUCACAGCCGUGCCACGGGCAUAAACCUGGUAGAGGCAGACACUGUGGUGUUUUAUGACAAUGACCUAAACCCAGUGAUGGAUGCUAAGGCCCAGGAAUGGUGUGAUCGGAUCGGGAGGUGCAAGGACAUCCACAUAUACAGGCUUGUGAGUGGCAAUUCUAUUGAAGAGAAAUUGUUGAAAAAUGGAACUAAAGAUUUGAUCCGUGAAGUGGCUGCCCAGGGAAAUGACUACUCCAUGGCAUUCCUCACACAGCGAACCAUCCAGGAGCUGUUUGAGGUUUACUCACCCAUGGACGAUGCUGGCUUCCCAGUGAAAGCAGAGGAGUUCGUUGUGCUUUCCCAGGAGCCUUCUGUCAGUGAAACCAUCGCACCCAAGAUCGCGAGGCCUUUCAUAGAGGCCCUCAAGAGCAUUGAGUGCCUGGAGGAGGACACACAGAAGGGUACAGAGGAAGCGGUAACUGGGCCUGGCACCAGCCUGCUGUGCUCAGACUCAGAGGACUCCAGACAUGAAGAGGAGCCGUCCCAGCUAGAGGAGCUGGCUGACUUCAUGGAGCAGCUUACUCCCAUUGAGAAAUAUGCUUUGAAUUACCUGGAAUUGUUUCAUACGACCAUUGAGCAAGAAAAAGAGAGAAAUAGUGAGGAUGCAGUGAGGGCCUCUGUGAGAGAGUGGGAGUCAUGCAACGCCCAGGCCCUGCAAGAGAAGGAGGCCCAGCUGCAGCGGGAGCAGGAGGAGGCGGAUCUGCUCACCUACACACGGGAGGAUGCAUACAACAUGGAAUACAUCUACGAAGACACUGAUGGGCAGACGGAGGUUAUGCCGCUCUGGACUCCGCCUACCCCCCCCCAGGAUGACAAUGACAUCUACAUCGACUCUGUCAUGUGUCUGAUGUAUGAGACCAUGCCCAUCCCAGAAGCCAAGCUGCCCCCUGUGUAUGUGAGGAAGGAGCGCAAGCGUCACAAGACAGACCCUUCAGCCGCAGGCAGAAAGAAGAAGCAGCGGCAUGGCGAGGCGGUCGUGCCGCCCCGGUCCCUGUUUGAUCGGGCCACCCCGGGCAUGCUGAAAAUCCGGCGUGAGGGCAAGGAGCAGAAGAAGAACCUGCUGCUAAAGCAGCAGGCACCCUUCGCCAAGCCGCUGCCCACCUAUGUCAAGUCCUCUGGGGACCCCCCGCAGGACAGCCCUGAGUGGCUUAUUGGCGAGGACUGGGCCCUGCUGCAGGCUGUGAAGCAGUUACUCGAGCUGCCCUUGAACCUCACGAUAGUGUCACCUGCCCACACACCUAAUUGGGAUCUUGUCAGUGAUGUUGUUAACUCCUGCAGUCGAAUCUACCGUUCUUCCAAGCAGUGCCGGAAUCGCUAUGAGAACGUCAUCAUUCCCAGAGAGGAAGGAAAGAGCAAGAACAACCGUCCUUUGCGCACAAGCCAGAUCUACGCCCAGGAUGAGAACGCCACCCACACUCAGCUGUACACAAACCACUUUGACUUGAUGAAGAUGACGGCCGGCAAGAGGAGCCCCCCUAUCAAACCUCUGCUUGGCAUGAAUCCCUUUCAGAAGAACCCCAAGCACGCCUCUGUGUUGGCAGAAAGUGGAAUCAACUAUGACAAACCGCUGCCUCCCAUUCAGGUUGCGUCCCUCCGUGCAGAGCGAAUCGCAAAAGAGAAGAAGGCUCUGGCCGAUCAGCAGAAGGCACAGCAGCCAGCCGUGGCACAGCCACCCCCCCAGCAGCAGCAGCCCCCACCGCCCUCUCAGCAGCCACCACCACCACUACCCCAGGCACAGGCUGCUGGCAGCCAGCCAUCCACGGGGCAGCCCACUGCUCCACCCCAGCCACAGACUCAGGCCCAGCCGCAGCCUGUGCAGGCCCCGCCAAAAGGGCAGCCUGCGAUCACGACCGUGGGCAGUGCUGCAGUGCUGGCAGGAACCAUUAAAACCUCAGUGACUGGCACAAGUAUUCCAACAGGCACUGUGAGUGGCAACGUGAUCGUGAACACCAUCGCAGGCGUCCCUGCUGCCACCUUCCAGUCCAUUAACAAGCGUCUCGCAUCGCCAGUGGCUCCUGGAGCCUUGACUACCUCGGGAGGCUCUGCCCCUACGCAGGUGGUCCACACCCAGCAGCGAGCAGUUGGCUCCCCAGCCACCGUGACCACUGACCUGGUGUCCAUGGCAACAACUCAGGGUGUUCGAGCGGUCACUUCUGUGACAGCUUCGGCUGUGGUAACCACCAACCUAACCCCAGUGCAGACCCCAGCCCGGUCUUUGGUCACUCAGGUAUCCCAAGCCACAGGGGUGCAGCUGCCUGGAAAAACCAUCACCCCUGCGCACUUCCAGCUCCUCCGACAACAGCAGCAGCAGCAGCAGCAGCCACCACCACAGCAGCCCUCUCAGGUGCCAGUUCCACAGAUCCAGGGCCAGGCUCAGUCCCCUGCCCAGAUCAAGGCCGUGGGCAAGCUGCCACCGGAGCACAUCAUCAAGAUGCAGAAGCAGAAAAUGCAGCUGCCCCCACAGCCCCCAGCCCCGCCGGCCCAGCCAGGGCCCCCCCAGCCUCCGGCACAAGUGCAGGUGCAGCCCCCUCCGCCCCCGCAGCAGCAGAGCCCCCAGCUCACCACAGUCACCGCCCCUCGACCUGGGGCCUUGCUCACAGGCACCACUGUGGCCAACCUCCAGGUGGCGCGGCUCACCCGAGUUCCUGCUUCUCAACUGCAGGCGCAAGGGCAGAUGCAGACUCAGACACCCCAGCCAGCCCAGGUGGCCCUGGCCAAGCCUCCAGUGGUGUCUGUCCCAGCUGCCGUGGUCUCUUCACCAGGGGUCACGACCUUGCCCAUGAACGUCGCAGGGAUCAGCGUGGCAAUCGGGCAGCCACAGAAAGCAGCAGGGCAGACUGUCGUGGCCCAGCCUGUGCAUGUCCAGCAGCUGCUGAAGCUCAAGCAGCAGGCUGUCCAGCAGCAGAAGGCCAUCCAGCCGCAGGUCACCCAGGGCCAGGCUGCCGUCCAGCAGAAGCUAACUUCACAGCAGAUCGCUGCCCAGGGCCCACAGCAGAAGGUCACCUAUGCUGCCCAGCCAGCCCUUAAAACACAGUUCCUGACCACGCCCAUCUCCCAGGCGCAGAAACUGGCUGGGACGCAGCAGGUACAGACACAGAUCCAGAACUGGCUCUUUGUGGCUCUUUGCACUUGGCGUAUUCAGUUAUCAUCAGCUUAGUGAGCUCAUAACCACAGUGCAACAACUGUUGGAGUUCAUUGGGAUCUCACCGACUCUGUGGAGCACAGUCGACAUCUUUAGUCUCACCUUCCAGUUCACCAGCGUGUACCUUUUGUUGUUCAAGUGGUUUUCUCAUUUCUUAAUAAAGGUGUCAUAAAUUGUAUUAGGUUUAUUCCUAACUAGUAUUUUCUGAGACUUUUGUCAGUGAUAUGCUUUUACAUUUCUAUCUUCUGUCCUGGCUGCUGUACAUUUUGUCUUUUGGUUUUUUAAUGUGCAGGCUUGUUGGGAUUUUUGUGAUCCGAGUAGUUCACCUAUAGGGGUUUCACUUGGCGUUGAGGCCUCCCCUCCCCAAGCUGGCUGCUGACCAUGGUCCUGCCCUGCCCUGCCCCGGCCUGGCCUGGCCUAGACUGUGAAGGGAGCUGUUUCUUGGUUUAAAGUCACCUUCCAUUAGAUGAGGGAAUGCUGUUCUAGUUUGUGGAACCUCCUGUCAUGGUGUCCUCGGGCUUUGUGCACUUUGCCUCGGGGCUAUAAGUGCCCCUAGGUACUAUGGCACCUGUGAGGUCUGUGCUGGCUGCCCCCAGAGUGCCAGCCCCUCACACCUGCCUGCCUUGAACAGUUCCACAAGUUGCCAGCUGCUGUACGAGCAUGCCUGCUGUGUCCUCCCCCUGCUUCCGAGAGGGGUGUGACGCUGUUUCCCAGUGUGGCUCUGAUAGCCUGUUCUUACAUUUUUUUCCUCUUCUUCCUCCAUAUCUUAAGGUUUGUUAACCGCUACAUAUAAACUGAUCUUCCAUCAUCUAGGAGUGGUCCUCACUGUCUUCAGUAUGACUUGGAGGCCUAUGUUGCUCCUGGUGUAAAGCUGCACCCUGACUUCUGUUAGGGUUUCUCUGCAUCUCUGCCCUGCUUUGACGUCUGCAGUGCUGACUUCAAGUUCCAGGUGACCUUGUGUCCGCUGGGGGACACCAGGUGUCUGGGUUUUGUCCUUACAAGGUGAUGGUCCACUUGGCCCAUGGAAGGCUGCUGCACUGGGGUGUUGGCUUCGGUUUGGUGGGACGUGCCAAGCUUGUUCUGCUCUUUUCUUCUUGGCCUCUUUUGAGCUCUGCUCUUCUCUCUCCUUGUUACUGCGUUGUUAAUCUUCUCUUGGUUUGAAGACCACAGCCUGUACUAUUCUAGCGAUGCCUGGUGCGGGUACCCAGCCAUUUCCGCCUGUGCUUUCGCCUCACAGCUCGAGGUCACGCCUGCCAUGUUCCCCCAGUGCCCUUGCUCCCUCCACACAGUGCUGCUGUCACACGCUCUCAGCUCUUCUCUUCCACUGGGGACUGCUUAUGUGACGCUGCCCUUCUUCCACUUGGAGAACAUCUUUGGAAUUUCCAUGUGUUUGAAAGUGGCUGUUUUUCAUUUUUUGUCCUAAGAGGUUGUUUUGUUUCUACAGAAUUCUGCGCUGAUGAUGUUGGUUUUCUUAGGGCGACAGCAGCACCAUUGGCUGGCCUCUGCUUUGCUGUUGUGGUAGUGGUGGGGUUUUUUUUUGUUUUGUUUUUGAGACAGGCUCUUGCUGUGCAGUUGAGGCUGUCCUCAAACUCAGGUAGCCCAGGCUGUCCUUAAAUUCACAGUGAUCCUCCUGCCUCAGCCCCCCAAGGGCUGGGAUUACAGGUGUGCAGCACCACACUUAGCACACUUGUUGAUGGGAAGUAGAUGUUCAUCUGGUAGAAGCACUUUGAUGCCGCACACAUGCACAUGCAGUUCCUUGGAGGCAUUGCCUGUGCCUGUAGGGUCUGCGGUCUGGGUGCCCCUGGUUGGCUGGGCUACCCCGUAGCUGAGGCAGUGGUGGCUGCUGCUUCUCCAGGUGCUGCCACUGCUGAGCUGUUUGCAUUUCUUCUUCAUGUCGUGUGUGUCUGUGUGUGUGUGUGUCUGUGUGUGUCUGUGUGUCUGUAUGUCCCGUCCUGAGUGCUGCUGCCUUCCUCUGUCUCCAGGGCAUUCCUCUUCUGACUCUUCUUUCUUGGGUGGUCGGAUCUGUUCCUCCAAGGCCUGUGGAGUUUGAUCUGGACUGAGCUGUGUUGUGUUCAGAAGCCCCUGGUCGGCUUGGCCUCAGCUCAUGGCUUCCUGUUUCCAAGCUCCAUGGUGACACGACGCAGUGCAUGUCUGGCCGUCCCUGCUGAGGCUGGCUGCUUCUGAUCUGAGGUGUAGCCGCAGGUGCUCUUUCUGCAGCAGCCCUUCCUCUGGCACGUUGGAAGUGGGGAGCAGGCGGUCUCCUGCUCCUGAGGUGCUGUGUCUAGGUGGUGUCCCUCUCCCCGUCCCUGAGGCUGUGAGCUGGACUGUUUCCUUCCGGUCCCCUCCGGAAGGAGCUGUGCAGCCUUGGUGGCUUCGGGCUCCUGUGUGCUGCUUCCCACAGGACGGCAGCUUUGGUUGGGGUGUGGUGACUAUGGGCACCACACGGGGGUGGGUCUGGGCCGCGCUGGCCAGAACCCCUUCGCUCCAGCUUGCUGGUCCUGCCUGGCCAGGUGUGGGGAGCAGUGCCUCUCUUUCUGUCAGCUGUCGGUGUGCUUAUAACGCUGUCUGGGAGCCAGGAGUGGUGGUGCACACAUGUAACCCCAGCACUCUGGGAGGCUGAGGCAGGAGGGUCACAAGUUCGUGCCUAUCCUGGGCAACAUAGAGAGACCCUGACUCAAAAUAAUAAGAGCUGGGGAUACAGCUCAGUGUGAAGGCCCUGAGUUCAAGACCCAGUACCACAGAGCAAAGAGAGGUCUCCUCGGUAUCACACUUAGGAGGCCUCCAUGUUCCCGGUGGUGUGCAGGUCAGCACCCUGCCCUCUGUGGUCCUGCAGCGCCCGGGAGCCGGCCGCGCUGUGGCUUCCCAUCAGCUCUGGGGCUCAGGCCAGGACCGUGGCCUGGCUCAGCACCUCUUACCUUCUGUUCAUAAUUUUUAAACUAGUAAAUACUUUUGAUUAGCUUUGAUAGUGAGAACUUCCGUCGUAUAAUUCUACGUCUUCCUAGAGCGCUCCUGGGUGAGGCUGAUUUCACCGCUGUUCUUCAGGGAGGGCAUGGAAUUGGGGUUGGGGCCGCAGGGCUGGCACAGAGCCUGGCUGUUCUCUGGGCAGUGUCCCAGAUGCCACUGGCCAGACACAGUGUGCCAGUCCUGGAACAGGACAGCAGGACUUGGGUGUAGUGAAACGUCUGGGAAAAAUGAAUAGGAGGAUCUCAGCCAUGCUUUUGAGAACAGUCUGUAAGUACUCCUAAGGUGGUGGUGCACGGUGACCCCAGUCCUCCUGCAUGUUCAGCUUGCUGUCUGACCACCUGCCUGCCCAGUGGGGACAGCCCAGGACUCAAGUGACCCGCCACAUCUCUCCUCCAGUGCCUCUCAUAUAAACUUGGAGCAGUUUUAUUAAGAGAGGAAAGUAACUGAGACAGAAGACCAGAACAAGCUGAAGUUGCACACUUUCCAGAGUAGAAAGGCAGCCACCUUUCACCUUCCUGAUCCAACGAGGGCUGCGCUCUCCUCCUGCCAGGAGGGCGCUGCAGAUUGGUCUUCCAUGCCAUUCACCCAUGGGGUGUGUGUGUCUGUGUGUGUGUGUAAGAAGUGAGAAGAAAGGGGACGGAGAACGUCCCUUGUGGCACGCAUUCUUUUGAAUUCUGUGGCUUUAUGUUUGGCUUUUUUGUUUUG